UGUCGUAACCAGCAGGUUUGAGCUCGCGCGAGUUGAAUCUAUCUGCUACCUUGAAGAUUCUUUUUCAACUCCUGCAGGUGAGUACGUAUAUGUAUUAUAUGUACAAUUUACUUUUGGUAUUACUCGGUGAUUUGCUCAUAAAAUUUCCCAGAAAUGGAAGCAUCAGUAUCUCAAAUACCAGGAGGAGGAUCCCUGGAGGCCGACAACGAAGACAAAUAUACAAGAGACGGAACCACAGACUUCAGAGGAAACCCUGCAGUAAAAGAGAGCACAGGAAGAUGGAGAGCCUGCCCCUACAUUCUUGCAAAUGAGUGUUGUGAAAGAUUGGCAUUUUAUGGGUUGAGCACCAAUCUUAUAAGUUACAUGGAGGAUAUCCUGAAUCAAGGCAAUGCUACAGCAUCCAACAAUGUCACAAACUGGUCAGGCGCUUGCUAUAUCACGCCACUUCUUGGAGCUUUUAUCGCUGAUUCUUAUCUUGGACGAUUCUGGUCAAUUGCCAGUUUCAUGAUCAUCUACAUCAUCGGAUUGACACUUUUAACCAUGUCUGCCUCUAUCAAAGGACUCAAACCUUCAUGCCAUGAUAAUGAAUGUCACUCAACUGCACCACAAAAUGCAGUAGUUUUCCUUGCACUCUAUCUCAUUGCUCUCGGCACUGGAGGGAUCAAGCCUUGUGUUUCUUCUUUCGGUGCAGACCAAUUCGACGAAUCUGAUGAAUCUGAGAAAAAAAGCAAGAGCUCCUUCUUCAAUUGGUUCUACUUCUCAAUCAAGAUAGGAUCUCUUGUUGCUUCUUCUGUACUUGUUUGGGUGCAGACUAAUAAAGGAUGGGACUGGGGGUUUGGGAUUCCUGCAGUGGUAAUGGUUAUUGCUGUUGUGAGCUUUGUCCUUGGAUCUCCAUUGUAUCGGCAUCAGAAAGCAGGUGGGAGCCCCCUCACAAGGAUUGCUCAGGUUCUAGUUGCAUCGAUAAAACAAUAUCGAGAAAAUGUUCCUGAUGACAAGUCUCUGUUGUAUGAGGUCACUGACAAGGAAUCUGCAAUAGAAGGAAGUCGUAAGCUUGAGCAUACAGAAAAGUUGAAGUUCCUCGACAAGGCUGCAAUUGAGACUGAGAAGGACAAGAUCAACAGCCAACCAAGUCCAUGGAGGCUAUGCACAGUCACUCAGGUCGAAGAACUGAAAAGCAUCAUUUAUCUUCUACCAAUAUGGGCCACUGGAGUGGUCUUCUCCACAGUCUACAGCCAAAUGAGCACUGUGUUCGUCCUCCAAGGCAAGAAGAUGGAACGCCAUGUGGGACCUCACUUCCAAAUUCCUGCAGCAUCUCUUUCAAUGAUGAACACCAUCAGUGUCAUCAUAUUGGUUCCGGUCUAUGACAAAAUUAUCGUUCCUAUAGCACGUAAAUUCACUGGAAAUGAACGAGGAUUCACCCAGCUGACUCGAAUGGGCAUUGGCCUUGUCAUCUCCAUUAUUGCAAUGCUAGCAGCUGGCAUUGUGGAAGCUAUCAGGCUUCGUAUUGUUGCAAGAGAUAAUUUAUAUGAUUCUAAAGAUUUUGUGCCUAUGUCAAUUUUCUGGCAAGCUCCUCAGUACUUCAUUGUUGGAACUGCAGAGGUUUUUGCCUUUAUCGGGCAAAUGGAGUUUUAUUAUGACCAAGCGCCGGAUGCAAUGAGGAGCAUGUGCUCAGCGCUGGCUUUGACUACUGAUGCACUUGGGAAUUAUCUUAGCACGCUGCUGGUAACAGUUGUUACUAGCAUUACUGCAAGAAAUGGGAAGCUUGGUUGGUUUCCUGAUGAUUUGAAUAGGGGCCACCUUGACUACUUCUUCUGGCUUCUUGCCGUACUCAUAUCUCAAAUACCAGGAGGAGGAUCCAUGGAGGCCGACAACGAAGACAAAUAUACAAGAGACGGAACCACAGACUUCAGAGGAAACCCUGCAGUAAAACAGAGCACAGGAGGAUGGAGAGCCUGCCCCUUCAUUCUUGCAAAUGAGUGUUGUGAAAGAUUGGCAUUUUAUGGGUUGAGCACAAAUCUUAUAAGUUAUAUGGUGGAUAUCCUGAAUCAAGGCAAUGCUACAGCAUCCAACAAUGUCACAAACUGGUCAGGCGCUUGCUAUCUCACGCCACUUCUUGGAGCUUUUAUCGCUGAUUCUUAUCUUGGACGAUUCUGGACAAUUGCCAGUUUCAUGAUCAUCUACAUCAUCGGAUUGACACUUUUAACCAUGUCUGCCUCUAUCAAAGGACUCAAACCUUCAUGCUAUGAUAAUGAAUGUCACCCAAGUGCACCACAAACCGCAGUAGUUUUCCUUGCACUCUAUCUCAUUGCUCUCGGCACUGGAGGGAUCAAGCCUUGUGUUUCUUCUUUCGGUGCAGACCAAUUCGACGAAUCUGAUGAAUCUGAGAAAAAAAGCAAGAGCUCCUUCUUCAAUUGGUUCUACUUCUCAAUCAAGAUAGGAUCUCUUGUUGCUUCUUCUGUACUUGUUUGGGUGCAGACUAAUAAAGGAUGGGACUGGGGGUUUGGGAUUCCUGCAGUGGUAAUGGCUGUACUUGUUUGGGUGCAGACUAAUAAAGGAUGGGACUGGGGGUUUGGGAUUCCUGCAGUGGUAAUGGCUAUUGCAGUUGUGAGCUUCUUCCUUGGAUCUCCAUUGUAUCGGCAUCAGAAAGCAGGUGGGAGCCCCCUCACAAGGAUUGCUCAGGUUCUAGUUGCAUCGAUAAAAAAAUAUCGAGAAAAUGUUCCUGAUGACAAGUCUCUGUUGUAUGAGGUCACUGACAAGGAAUCUGCAAUAGAAGGAAGUAGUAAGCUUGGGCAUACAAAAAAGUUGAAGUUCCUCGACAAGGCUGCAAUUGAGACUGAGAAGGACAAGAUCAACACCCAACCAAGUCCAUGGAGGCUAUGCACAGUCACUCAGGUCGAAGAACUGAAAAGCAUCAUUUAUCUUCUACCAAUAUGGGCCACUGGAGUGGUCUUCUCCACAGUCUACAGCCAAAUGAGCACUGUGUUCGUCCUCCAAGGCAAGAAGAUGGAACGCCAUGUGGGACCUCACUUCCAAAUUCCUGCAGCAUCUCUUUCAGUGAUGAACACACUCAGUGUCAUCAUAUUGGUUCCGGUCUAUGACAAAAUUAUCGUUCCUAUAGCACGUAAAUUCACUGGAAAUGAACGAGGAUUCACCCAGCUGACUCGAAUGGGCAUUGGCCUUGUCAUCUCCAUUAUUGCAAUGCUAGCAGCUGGCAUUGUGGAAGUUAUCAGGCUUCGUAUUGUUGCAAGAGAUAACUUAUAUGAUUCUAAAGACAUUGUGCCUAUGUCAAUUUUCUGGCAAGCUCCUCAGUACUUCAUUGUUGGAACUGCAGAGCUUUUUACCUUUGUGGGGCAAAUGGAGUUUUAUUAUGGCCAAGCGCCGGAUGCAAUGAGGAGCAUGUGCUCAGCGCUGGCUUUGACUACUGAUGCACUUGGGAAUUAUCUUAGCACGCUGCUGGUAACAGUUGUUACUCACGUUACUACAAGAAAUGGGAAGCUUGGGUGGAUUCCUGAUAAUUUGAAUAGGGGCCACCUUGACUACUUCUUCUGGCUUCUUGCCAUACUCAGCCUCUUGAACUUUGGGGUCUACCUCCUGGUUGCAAAGUGGUACACCUAUAAGAAAACAACCUAGGAUUGAUGACAUAGGGAAAUAUAGCUCAAAAUCAAGUUUUUAGCAGUUGUGCUAGAUACAUGUUCGUUCUACUUGCACUUGCAUGUAGUUUAUGAAACUGUACGAAUACUUCAACGGAAAGGUUUCACAGUUGAAGGAUUCAAUCCUUAUCACUUAUUUCUGUCAAUUUAUACUGCCGUAUCAGGAUUUGUUUAGAAUUUUUAAAAAGAGCAAGAGGUUGAUGAUUUAUUUUAGGAUUUGUUUGACUCAAUUGCAUACUUAUUGGUUGGAGAAGCCAAAUGUACACCUUCAGGACAUAUAAAUCUUAAAGUAUAGUAGUAUAAAUAAUUCUGAAUCAAAAUUUUUGCAGCAAGAUAUUGCAACAAAUCUCUUAAAAUUUCUUCCACUAUGAUAAAACUCCAAGUAAUGGUGAGGUAAACAAUCCUAGAAAUGAAACCAACUCAAGCCAAAGCAUAAGAUUAUGGGGAAGCACAGCUGUUAGUGAAAUUCCAAAGGAGAAUGCAGUCUCGGAAGUUAAGAGAUACGUUUAUAUCUUGGGUUGACGUCUGUGAUAAGCCAUCAUCACAGCGGAUGCCAUUUUUUCCAUUAAAGAGGUUGAUUGUGGAAGUCACAUUGUUGUUCAGAUUUGCGGGUGUGCUUGCCUCAAUCAUUUACAAGUGGAGCCUAUCAAAUAAUUGCCAAGGCGAGAGAUAUAAGAGAUGAUUGAACAGAAAAGAAGAUAAUAACUUUUCUUCAUUUCAGGAAGGUGGAUAAGUUUGCUGACGGCUAAGCUGUUGUAACUCCAGCACUAGAGAUACAAGUAAGAUAGAAUGUUGCUUGGUAAAAUAAACCACAGUGAAAUCUAGAACCUGUGCUCUGAUACAUCCCAGCUAUCUUUGCUUUUGCAUCAGAGGUUUAUCUUGGCAAUACCUCUUCCACUGCCAAGACUGUGUAACUGAAUUACACGUUCUGAUGCAGCAAGUGAUAGAGACUUCUUGUUUUCUUUCAGCAAUGGUUAUAAUAUGAAAGAGGGAGGACCCAAGACCGAGUUAAAUACGCUUGUAAAUUGCAAAUCUGGUAAAUUGAUAAAUAUUUAAAUUACAAGAUUUUAUGCAAACAAUUUGACUAGAUAGAAUUUGCACGGAGAAAUACAUAAUCUGCCUUGCAAUAAAGGGAAGAGUGAUGUGACCCUUGAAUUUCCUUCGUGGUCAAUACCAGAUGGACAUCAGAAACGAAGGUAAUUUUGCCCCUCUCUGCCUCUCUCGGUUUAUAUUACGUGUAUGAAU
This is a messenger RNA of Asparagus officinalis (garden asparagus), 4895 nucleotides long. RefSeq names its product protein NRT1/ PTR FAMILY 8.1-like. Gene Ontology annotation, cellular component: membrane. Gene Ontology annotation, molecular function: transmembrane transporter activity. The transcript is spliced from 8 exons. NCBI's taxonomy places the organism in Eukaryota, Viridiplantae, Streptophyta, Magnoliopsida, Asparagales, Asparagaceae. Gene Ontology annotation, biological process: transmembrane transport. Bases 154 to 3630 code for a protein of 1158 amino acids. The record is from RefSeq and is a predicted model, not a curated record.